Molecule: messenger RNA, 4005 nt
Organism: Mya arenaria
Lineage: Eukaryota; Metazoa; Mollusca; Bivalvia; Myida; Myidae
Product: mucin-5AC-like
Exons: 27
Coding region: 52-3906 (1284 amino acids)
Source: RefSeq, a predicted model, not a curated record
UUGUUGUCUUGUGUCGGGACAUGCACGUACUUGUACUGUUCACUGUGCGGUAUGCACUUGAUUGUGAAGGAUUACUUUCCCUGUGAUAUGACUAUACUUCUAAUUUUACGGUUGUUUUUUGUUUUGCCAAUAAUAAUAGAUGGGCAAUUCAACAAUCCGACGACAGCGGCUGUGAUUGACCCAAACUGUGUGGACAAAAUAUCCACAUGUUGGCAUCUGCCGGAUGAGAAAUGCAAGGCUCCUUAUGAGGACUGGGCCAGAUCUAACUGUGCUUUCAGGUGCGGCUUUUGUCUAGGUCUGCCAACCACGCUUCCGCCCUGUGAAGACCUCCUUCCCGACUGUGCCAACUUCGACAUUUCUGUAUGCUCCGACAGCACCUAUCGACCAUGGGCAAGCAUCAACUGUAGAUUGUAUUGCCGUCACGAGUUCUGCUCCGCUGCACAAAUACAAGCUGCACAAAGCAGGGCAACAACGAUUGCACCUGAAGAUUGUUAUGACAAGGUGAACUGCAGCUUGUAUGCCACGAACGUGUGCGAUGGAAACUAUACGUUGUGGGUCAGGGAAAACUGUCCUCAGUAUUGUGGGAUUUGUAGAGGCGUUCCCACACGACCUCCUCCUUGCGUUGACACAAUCCCCAACUGUAAGGACUACAAUGCCUCAACCUGCACCAAUCCCUUGUUAAAUUUGUGGGUGAAAGACAAAUGUCGCAAACACUGUGGACUGUGUUCCUCUCAACCAGUUUCACCCCCGCAACCAGGGAAGAGAAACCAUGCCCUAAAAAACAGACUUUUAUUAAAUUCAGGGUUUCCAUCGACAACUACAGAACCUCCAUGUGAAGACACAAGAGACAACUGCAUUUUGUAUCGUCACUCCGCAUGUACAAACGCUACCUAUGGUCCAUUUAUGCGAAAGAACUGUGCAAAGUACUGUGGAUUCUGUGUAGAUGCAACCAGUUCCUCUCAUUCAACUGUUCCUCCAACAAUAGAGAAGAGAAACCAAGAGGGAGAAGAUUUAGCCCCAGACCGUCGUCAGUUCCAGGCCUCCCACCACCAUGAGAUCAUGCCCAACAUUUGUUUGGAUAACUAUGAUGAAAACUGUGCAACCAUGCAGCCACCAGCCUCAGAGUUUCCCGGAAGUGAGUUCAAGCCACACCCCAAAACAGACCCUGAUUGGGAUUCUAACUCUGCACCUCCAUGUGAAGACAAAAGUGACAACUGCAUUUCGUAUGGUCGCUACGCAUGUACAGCUUAUUACUAUGUUGCAUUUAUGCAAAAGUACUGUGCAAAGUAUUGUGAAUUCUGUAAUGACACAAACAGUGUGGUUGAAUGCAAAGACGCAAAUCCCCAGUGUGCCGAGUAUGACACUGGUGAUUUAUGUACCGACCCGCGGUAUGACGCCUGGAAUUUGGAGAACUGUAUGCUGUACUGCAAGGUCUAUCCCUGUAAUGCAUCAUCGAUUACUGUAGCAACGAACUCUUCCACUACGAAUGCCGUUUCCUCCACGGAAACAACUGCGACAGCCCAAUCAACGGUACUAGCAACCACAGGGGACACCCAAAAGCCACAUGGACAUUCUACCGCUGUAGUUACUACACAUGGACAUGGAAACAGCAAUACUGAUCAUACAAAUAAUGCUCGUACAAAUGAUAAUUCAACAUCCACCACAUCUGCUCCAUGUGAAGACAAAAAAGACAAUUGCAUUUCGUACGGUCGCUCCGCAUGUACAAACGAUGCCUAUGUUGCAUUUAUGCGAAACAACUGUGCAAAGUUUUGUGGAUUCUGUAAUGACACAAACAGUGGGGUUGAAUGCAAAGACAGGAAUCCCCUGUGUGGCCAGUAUGACACUGGUGAUCUGUGCACCGACCCGCAGUAUGACGCCUGGAAUUUGGAGAACUGUAUGCUGUACUGCAAGGUCUAUCCCUGUAAUGAGGGACAAGACUUAGCCCGAGACCGUCGUCAAUUCCACGGUUCCCACCACCACCAGGGUAGCUCAAACGACUGCUGGGAUAGCAAUGCUCAAAACUGUUCAGCAAUACCGACACUAGCAGAAGUGCUGUCAACGGCGCCAGCUUUCGAAAUCGCUUCAGAGUUUCCCGGUAGUGAGUUUAAGCCACACCCAAAACCAGAUCCUAAUUGGGAUUCUAAACCUUCAACGACUGCAGCACCUUCAACACAAAAACCAAAACCACCAACAGAGAGCCCAAUAGUUUCAUCGUCAACCUCCACAUCAACGGAAGUCUCAUCGCAACCAACAGAUUCAGUUGUAUCUUCCCCAACGUCUCCAUCGACACAAAUCCAAACGACUGCUAAUGUUAAAGUCAGCCCAGAAGUUUCAUCUUCAUCGAAUACAGUUUCUUCCUCUCCUUCGACUGACCCUAGUCAAGCUACUAUCGGUUCUACUUCUCAACAAUCUGUGGAUAAUUUGACUUCAACCACAUUAGAUUCAACGAUCCCAUCGACGGCGAGUACAACAGACUCAUCCAUUUCUUCUUCAACCCCUCAACAAGUAACGCAACCGUCCUCUACGGCCAUAGAGCUGGACACUACCACGACAGGUUCUGCUACGCCUCAACCAUCAGUAACUGCUUCAACGAAAAACUCUUCAUCACCAACAACUCAUAAGCAAUCAAUAACAACACAAACACCAUCUUUAUCAACAGAUUCUACAAUAACAAGUUCAAUAGAAGUAUCAUCGACCUCCUCAACGGCGAGUACAACAGACUCAACCAUUUCUUCUUCAACCCCUCAACAAGUAACGCAACCGUCCUCUACGGCUAUAGAGUUGGACACUACCACGACAGGUUCCGCUACGCCUCAACCAUCAAUUACUGCUUCAACGAACAUUUCGUCAUCAUCAACAACUCAUAAGCAAUCAAUAACAACACAAACACCACCGUUAUACACAGAGUCUACAAUAACAAGUUCAAUAAAUGUAUCAUCAACUUCAACUUCUACAAUCCCUCUUAUCACUAAUACGACUUCCGAACCAUCACCUGUAACCUCUUCUACAACGAUUACAACUCUUCCUACUGUUUCGUCUACACAAUCAACACAAACAGCAUCAACACCGCCUUCAAAGUCGACACUUGUAACAACGACACUUUCACCGACAGAAAUAACAACACAAAACAGUACGGCAGUAUCCACCACAUCUGCUCCAUGUGAAGACAAACGAGACAACUGCAUUUAUUUAGGUCGCUCCGCAUGUACAAACGAUGCCUAUGUUGCAUUUAUGCGAAAGAACUGUGCAAAGUUUUGUGGAUUCUGUAAUGACACAAACAGUGUGGUUGAAUGCAAAGACGCGAAUCCCCAGUGUGCCGAGUAUGACAGUGGUGAUCUAUGCACCGACCCGCAGUAUGACGCCUGGAAUUUGGAGAACUGUAUGCUGUACUGCAAGGUCUAUCCCUGUAAUGAAGCAACGAAUUCUUCUUCUACGAAUGCCGUUUCCUCCACGGAAACAACUGUAAGAGCCCAACCAACGGUACUAGCAACCACAGGAGACACCCAAAAGCCACAUGGACGUUCUACCGCUGUAGUUACUACACAUGGACAUGGAAACAGCAAUACUGGUCAUACAAAUAAUGCUCAUACAAAUGAUAAUUCAACAUCCACCACAUCUGCUCCAUGUGAAGACAAAAAAGACAAUUGCAUUUCGUAUGGUCGCUCCGCAUGUACAGAUGUUGCCUAUGCUCCAUUUCUAAGAAAGAACUGUGCAAAAUUUUGUGGAUUCUGUGUUGAUCCAAACAGUGUGGCUGAAUGCAAAGACCGGAAUCCCCUGUGUUCCCAGUAUGACACUGGUGAUCUGUGCACCGACCCGCAGUAUGAAACGUGGAAUUUGGAGAACUGUAUGCUGUACUGCAAGGUCUAUCCCUGUAAUGGGACCAUCACAACACCAAGUACGCUAUAGAAAUGUAUACAAGAAAAGCAUAGCCAAGGAUGUACGUGUAUUUUUAAAUUUAAGUGCAUUAUUGCCACUUCUUUCAUCGGAAUAAAUUCGUAAUCAUGA